Peniophora sp. CBMAI 1063 is the source of this 2106-nucleotide messenger RNA. Lineage: Eukaryota; Fungi; Basidiomycota; Agaricomycetes; Russulales; Peniophoraceae. The record is from the annotation of a GenBank genome assembly.
AUGUCCGCUACAGACCGAGCAAAUUCUACGACAGCAUACACUCAAUACGAACACGAUACGAGUACUAUAUCCACGAGGGGCGCUGUUCCCAGAGGUGGUCCACCUGUAGUGUCCAACUCGCUACCCGCUCGCGUCCCACAGCAACAUAAGACUUCAAACGGAAGUGAAUUUGAUGCUACUGAAGCAGAGCCCGAAGACUGCAUUGAGCUUACCGCUGAUCGGCUCUUGCCACCCGAGAUCUUGGCGAUCGUGUUUGCAGAUCUUGCGACCAUGGAACCUUUGGGUGAUAUCGAAGUCACAUCGAGCUGCGACUCCCAUACAAGUUGGGGAUCGGAUCUCUAUAGCGAUUGGUCGUACGACCCCGACGCAACGCAGCAUGACACAGAAACGCUUGGCGUAUUUCUAAAUUCAACGUUCGACCCUGAGAAGGCCAUCGAUCCUUUAUCCGAAGGCAGUCAGGCUGACAAUGCCUCGACGCUGUCGUUGUACCCUUACUCGCUGGGCUGGACGCGCGUGGCACACGUCUGUGCAUACUGGCGGAAUCUGGCGAUAUCAAUGGCCCAACUGUGGUGCACAGUACCAUUCCAUCUGAGUGCGCCGUGGAUUCAAGCGAUCAUCUCCAGAAGCAGACAAUUACCUCUCGAUAUCAUCUUUGAGGAAGACGUGGCUAUGGACGAAACCCGCGAGUCUCUCAUGCUGGAAUGCUUUACGCGUACUCGCAGCGUCGAUUUUCGUCACGGCUCCCCGAUCCUUUUAUUCCUCGUCAUGGAAGUUGUAAAGAGCUCCCAAGAUGUCCUCGAAGACUUAUCUAUAGCAGUGCUCAAUUACUCCUUUAUUGGCGCUAAUAUCACUCUAUUCGGGUCUCUGGACCUCGCACAAUACCGCGCCCUCACAUGCAUAACAAUCGAGCAUAGUGAUAAGUUCCCUAGAGCUGGACCUCCAGGGUUGAAACACUUCUCCCUGACGUCCUGUUCCGAGCGUCCGACGUCUUCGGGGCUUCUAUCAUUCCUCCGCACCCUUACACACAUCGAAACCCUCGAAUUACGGCAUUGUCUUCCGACGCAGGUCGAAGUAUUCCACCCCUCCUCGCAUGACCGCGUUGUGUUGGACACAUUACAAGCACUCACGCUCGAGGAGCACCGAUCCAAUCUAUGGGGGAACUUGAUUCACCAUCUACACUAUCCUGCCUCGACCCGUAUAUCUAUCUCCUACUUGAGACAAACGCUUCCAGAUCUUGAUCUAUACUUCGGCGGAGAACCGUCCUCUGGUGGCCAUAGGCCAUUCCAGCACUUCGCGUUGAAUCGUAUACUCUCCCCGGAUCUAGAUGAUCACACACCUCCCAUACAAACCUUGUCCAUUUCGUCAAUUGGCGGUGGCACGCUCACGCGGAUGACAGUGUUCAUCUACGGGUGGCGUCAGAUCCCGACGAUGGUGGACGGACGAGCCGAUUACUACGUACGCAGCGCUCCGGUCUCUGCGCGACCCGACGUGUACUUCGAGCUUCAUGAUACGGACAGUCGUCAAACGCGACCGGUACACCAAAAGAUCAUACGCACCCUGAUCGGAGCCGUGAAGCUCGAACAUAUCCGCGUCCUCUCCCUCGACCUUGAAGAAAUAUUGGCAAUCAGGGAGUCGGAUACGAUCGAGAGAUGGUCUCCGGACACCUGGAUUGUCUUGUUCUCUUCCGCCAAUCGCGUCGAGCACGUCCGUGUGACUUCAAGCGCUGAAGAAAGUGCUGCUGUCGAUCUUCUGUUGGCACUGGGGGGCAUGGUCGAAGGGUCGACCACUUUCAGCAUGUUUCCCACACUCCAAACCAUCGAGAUGUGCGACACAAUCCCUGUCAGCAAAGACUCGGGAGGAGAAGUCCACGCUAUGGAUGCGCUUCACGCACUGCUCCUUGCGCGUCGCGCGAAUCGGGGCUCUGCGGAUGCCAACUGUCCUUUUCGCGUCUACCUAGUUCUGCAACACGAGCCGCUUUCUGAUAUAGAUGCAAGGGACUUGGUGAAGUCGGGACUGCCCGUGAGCUGGGAGGAUGUGGGUUGGGUGAUAGACGAUGAAGAUGUAAUACUGGAGGAUAUGCGAGUGACAUACGAGACUUAUGAGUAG